CUUUCCUCCUUGAAACUUAUCGACGCUAUCGCUGCCAUCGACGACUCCAUCGGCCACACGACAUGUCUGCAUCCCCCAACGACGAUCCGAUAGCUUCUGGGCAGAGCGGUGAAGGUACGUCGUCGACAAAGGCGAACGACGAGCAAGCGCAACAGCAGCAACCACAGGCAGAAGAGGAGGGGCCUAAGACGUACCAUGUGCUCGUAACCGGUUUCGGUCCCCAGCCAUUCAUGAAACACAAGACCAACCCAUCUUGGUUGGCAGUCAAGGCCUUGCAUAACAUGACGAUCUCCAGCGAUCAGUGGUUCGACGUCUUUGGCAACAUCGUCGUCGCCACACCCGGCAGCGAGAAGAAGGGUCCAGUAGGCUCAACGAGUGCUGGGACUGCGACGCCGCCGGGAGCCGCUCCUGCUCCUGUCAGCUCUCCUAUCGUUUCCCACGGGAAACGAUCCUGGGAAACGGCGAUGCUUCUUCGUACAAUCACCUCAGAGCUUCCCCAUCAGUCCCUUCUGCAUCCAAAUCGACCGUCAAGGCCUCAGCUGGGUCCUCAAAGCUCAAGAACCCACCCAUGGCGACGGUCACAAGCCCGCCUCUUCCCCCACUGCCCGAACCAGGCCCAUUCAACGUUCACAUCACCGCGCUCGAAAUCCCGGUCUUGUACGAAGCAGUUCUCGACAUCAUCCCCGGCCUCCACCUCAAACCCCCCAAGCUCCCUACCGACUCGACCUUCAUCGAGCUCCCACCCGAUUUCCCACCUGCCCCGGAAAGCGGAUAUGAUUUUAUCUUCCAUAUUGGUGUUGCUGGGAGGGGCCCGCUGAGGAUGGAGAUAAUCGGCCACAAGUUUGGGUACAACAUGAAGGAUGCGAGUGGGAACUAUUGUGCGAUUGUACCUCCCCCUUCGACGGGCGCUAAA
Coprinopsis cinerea okayama7#130 is the source of this 913-nucleotide messenger RNA. RefSeq lists its product as hypothetical. NCBI's taxonomy places the organism in Eukaryota, Fungi, Basidiomycota, Agaricomycetes, Agaricales, Psathyrellaceae. The coding region runs from base 63 to 818 and encodes 251 amino acids. The record is from RefSeq and is a predicted model, not a curated record. The transcript has 2 exons.